AUGACGAGAAAAAAUCGUACUCCAAAAGAAUUUUUACUAACAAUCUUAAACCAACAUCUAAAAUUCCUAAAAAGAACAAAAGAAAAAAUCCCAAAUAAAUAUCAUAAAGAUAUCGAAACGCAGGAAGAAAGAACAAAAAACUAUUAUGCCCGUGUUACCAAAAAAGAAUUCGUUGAUUACGAUACUUUAAGGAAUGAAUUUGAAAAAGAAAAGAGAUUAAAUGGGGUAAUUAGAGGAAAGGAUAAGGAAAUCGAAAUGCUUCGGUCUGACAAUAACGAAAAGGAUAAGGAAAUCGAAAUGCUUCGGUCUGACAAUAACGAAAAGGAUAUUCUUCGGUCUGACAAUAACGAAAAAGAUAAUCAAAUUGAAGAACUCGAAACUAAAAUGAAAUAUUUACACUUCGACAACUUCAACCUAGCCAAACAGUCCGAUAGUAGUAUUUCGCAAUUAUUUUGGAAAUUUUCCCGACAACAACAGCCAAAUCAAGAUCAUGAAUGCCCACUUCAAGGAAGUUACCUAAAUCAUUCUGUGCGUGAAUUAUCAGUUGUGUCUCAUUUGGUCUUUUACUUGAAAAAAGAAGUAGAAAGUACCGAAAACGAAUAUCUCAGAGUGCCCGAAAAUGAGAAACAAAAAUGGUUGAAGAAGAGAACAACGAUUGUUCGAGAAUAUUACAACAAUAUUCUAAAAAUAAAACAUCCAACUAUUGAGGAUCAAUAUUUACUUCCUCAGCAACAAACUUCAUUGCAACACCAAUUGACUCGUCAACCUUCGUUUGUUAUUCUCGAUGAUUUUAAUUUUGAAUAA
Messenger RNA from Dentiscutata erythropus, 804 nucleotides. The record is from the annotation of a GenBank genome assembly. NCBI's taxonomy places the organism in Eukaryota, Fungi, Glomeromycota, Glomeromycetes, Diversisporales, Gigasporaceae.